AAGGUAGAGCUGGGGGCCAGGGCUGGCUCCGGAAUCCCCCCGCCCACAGGCUAGCUUGGCUGGGCUGCCGAUUCAGUCAGCUUUACCGACCGCAUCAUUCUCUGCACCUGGGAGAGUACGUUAUGACAGAUUCCCUGCCCGCAGCGUGCUAACAGUCUAGGGGGUUCAGUUCCCGAGGGGGCCCCAAAGGUCUGUCCUGCAGCUCCCGGCUCUCGCAGCUCGGCCUCAGUUCUCCCGCCCCCUCAAUUCCCGCACAGAGGGAAGAGGGGAGAGGGUCUUACCCUGGAAGACCUAAAGCGGCCCCCUCCCCAAGCCGGGGCCCUUCCUCCAGCUGUGCCAGGUCCCGCCCCCGGCCUGGCCCCUCCACCCUCAGGAGUGCCAGUGUCUGCUGGUCCUCGGUCCCUCCUGCCUGCCUCCCUAUGAAUACCCUGGACCUGCAGCCCCGGCCGGAGCCGGGAAGGCCAGGGGCAGCACUAUGGAGGGUCCCCGGCUCUCCGGCCCCAGGACGGGGAGCUCCCGCCCGCUGCCCCCGGCCCGGGUGGACCUCUCCCGGAUGGGCGUCCUGAGCGUCGGCUUCGGGGAGGCGCGGACCGGCGAGAGGGUGGAGAUGAUGGAGCUGAACGACCGCUUCGCCGGCUGCGUCGAGAAGGCUCCAAGGCGAAAUCGAUCUGCGGCUGGAAACGGAGAAGAACCUGGCCUCCUUCCGACAGGAGGUGGAUGAAGCCGCCCUCAUGCGACUGGACCUGGAGCGGAAGGUGGAGUCCCUGCAGGACGAGAUCCUCUUCCUCAGGGAGAUCCACGG
Messenger RNA from Ornithorhynchus anatinus (platypus), 802 nucleotides. RefSeq names its product glial fibrillary acidic protein. The transcript is spliced from 3 exons. The coding region runs from base 476 to 721 and encodes 81 amino acids. The record is from RefSeq and is a predicted model, not a curated record. Lineage: Eukaryota; Metazoa; Chordata; Mammalia; Monotremata; Ornithorhynchidae.